AUGGAUCAGGGGAUGGAGCUGAGGGGAUGCGUUUGUCGGAUCAAGAGCUCGGCACUUGAGCUUCUGUCCAUGGAGGAGGAUCUGACGACUGAUCUGGAUGAUGACCUGUGGGAUUUGGUCAGGAGGGAUCUCCAGCUAAAGGCCACCUUCCUGUACAUUGACCUGAAUCGUGUGAUUGCCUGCAACCAGUGCGAGGAGCGCAGGGAGGAGAUCACCCUUCUCGCCAGUGAUUUCUUCUACUUCAUGAAUGAGCUGGGUGAUGCUGUGGCGAACCGGAGCGUCUCCGUCGUGAAGCUGUGCUACGGCGACGCGGCUCAGGCGCUCCGUGAGGUAGUCGCCGCCGGCAGCAGCGUGAUGUCCUCUCAACAUCCCAUCGCCUGUCGUCAGUGCUUCUGA
Messenger RNA from Miscanthus lutarioriparius, 396 nucleotides. NCBI's taxonomy places the organism in Eukaryota, Viridiplantae, Streptophyta, Magnoliopsida, Poales, Poaceae. The record is from the annotation of a GenBank genome assembly.